GAACAAAACAGAAAAUCAUAGACAGCAACGCAAUGGCCACAACUUCUCUCACCACCCCGAAGCUCUCUUCUCCCACCAUCCAAACGCUCUGCAGAAGUCUCCCUAUCUCAGUUUCAUUUCCCGGAACCCUAAAUUUUCUCUCCCGCUCUCCCUUCCGAUCAAUCUCUCGCUCUCACCACUAUCAGCAUCAACGCCGCCAACACCUCGUCACUCGUGCAGAGUCUGAAAACGCCGCCGAGCCACCGCGGCACUAUGACUUCGACCUCUUCACCAUCGGCGCUGGUAGCGGCGGUGUCCGUGCCUCUCGCUUCGCAGCCAAUUUUGGAGCUUCAGUUGCAGUGUGUACUUCGAGGAUGUGUUCCAAAGAAACUGCUUGUGUAUGCAUCAAAAUUUGCUCAUGAAUUUGAUGAGAGUAAUGGUUUUGGAUGGAAAUAUGACACUGAACCGAAGCAUGAUUGGAGCACCUUGAUGGCUAACAAAAAUGCUGAGUUGCGGCGUCUUACUGGUAUUUACAAGAAUAUUCUGAAUAAUGCUGGAGUCACAUUAAUUGAAGGUCGUGGAAAGGUUGUUGAUCCACACACCAUUGAUGUGGAUGGGAAACUUUAUUCGGCAAGAAAUAUACUGAUUUCAGUUGGAGGCCGUCCCUUCAUUCCUGAUAUUCCUGGAAGUGAAUACGCGAUAGAUUCUGAUGCUGCCCUUGACUUGCCCUCAAAGCCUGAGAAAAUAGCAAUAGUCGGUGGUGGGUACAUAGCCGUUGAAUUUGCUGGCAUUUUCAAUGGCUUGACAACUGAGGUCCAUGUAUUUAUACGCCAGAAAAAAGUUUUAAGAGGUUUUGAUGAAGAGAUCAGAGAUUUUGUUGCAGAACAAAUGUCUCUUAGAGGAAUCCAGUUUCAUACAGAGGAGUCACCUCAGGCUAUCCUUAAUUCAGCUGAUGGUUCCCUCUCUCUGAAGACAAACAAAGGAACUGUAGAUGGCUUUUCACAUAUAAUGUUUGCAACUGGUCGAAGACCUAAUACUAAGAACUUAGGUUUGGAGACAGUAGGGGUUAAAAUGACCAAGAAUGGAGCAAUAGAGGUUGAUGAAUAUUCACGCACUUCAGUUCCUUCCAUUUGGGCUGUUGGUGAUGUCACAGAUAGAAUAAAUUUGACUCCUGUUGCUUUGAUGGAGGGAGGAGCAUUGGCCAAAACAUUGUUUAAUAAUGAGCCAACAAAACCUGACUAUAGGGCUGUUCCAUCAGCUGUGUUCUCACAGCCACCAAUUGGACAAGUUGGUCUUACUGAAGAACAGGCAACACAAAAAUAUGGUGAUGUUGAUGUUUACACAGCAAAUUUCAGGCCUCUGAAGGCUACUCUCUCUGGGCUUCCGGAUCGUGUAUUCAUGAAACUUAUAGUCUGUGCGAAUACAGACAAAGUUAUUGGGUUGCACAUGUGUGGAGAAGAUGCAGCAGAAAUUGUUCAGGGAUUUGCCAUUGCUGUGAAAGCUGGCUUGACAAAGGCAGACUUUGAUGCCACAGUGGGUAUUCAUCCAACCUCAGCUGAGGAAUUUGUCACAAUGAGGACUCCUACCCGGAAAAUCCGUUCAAGUGCUUCAUCUGAGGGGAUGAAGGAUCAUGGGCAUAAAGCUACAGCUGGAGUUUAGCAAGAGCAAUCAAUUGGCAGCAUAAAACUAGAGGCCCUUUUAAGGUGCAGGCAGUUCCCUAUGUUCUCAAGAAGUUGUUUGUCUGUUUGAAGUUCAUAUUUUCUGUUUUCUUUACAUGGAGUAGAUAUAGAAUUAUUGAUGAAUAUCAUAAUUAUGACACAAACCUAUAUAUUUUCUGUGCUCUUGCUGGUUGUAUGUAAUUUAUGUCUGAUGAUGUGAUGUGAAACAAAAACCUAGACUGGUAAUAAGCUGAUAAUGCAAUU
Molecule: messenger RNA, 1901 nt
Organism: Rubroshorea leprosula
Lineage: Eukaryota; Viridiplantae; Streptophyta; Magnoliopsida; Malvales; Dipterocarpaceae
Source: the annotation of a GenBank genome assembly